AUGGGAGGUGGAAAGGAUAAACAUGCACAAUAUCCUCCUGGAGGACAAUAUCCUCCCGGAGCACAGUAUCCUCCCGGAGGGCAGUUUCCUCCUGGAGGUUAUCCUCCAACACAGGGAUAUCCUCCACAAGGGUAUCCACAGACGGGUUAUCCUGGUCAACCCGCUCCACACCAUGCAGCACAUGGAAUGAUGGCGGGAGUAGCAGCGGCUGGAGCAGCCGCGUAUGGUGCUCAUCAUAUGGGACACGGCGGAGGUCAUUACCCUGCACCAGGUACCGCUCAUUAUGGACAUUAUGAUCAUGGAAAGCAUGGCAACGGGCAUGGCAAGUUUAAGCAAGGAAAGGGGAAAGGCAAAUACAAACAAGGCAAAUUCAAGAAGUAA
Molecule: messenger RNA, 381 nt
Organism: Solanum stenotomum
Lineage: Eukaryota; Viridiplantae; Streptophyta; Magnoliopsida; Solanales; Solanaceae
Product: glycine-rich protein A3-like
Exons: 3
Coding region: 1-381 (126 amino acids)
Source: RefSeq, a predicted model, not a curated record